AUGGUCCCAGAGGUACCCAGGCAGGCAGAAACAGGCUUCCCACCUGCAACCUCAAACAAGAAGCGUCAUUCGCUCUCCCUCAUCUCCAUCAUGCCCAUCCUUCCAAUCCGGCUAAAGGAUGGAGCCUUGGAAGGCUGGGCGGCGGGUGGCGGGUGGAUGCCAAGUGUCACAUCCUCUCCGCCCAUGUCUGGGACGACUUCUCUGAGCACCACGGGCAGCACUGCCCCAGUGCUCGAAUAUCUGUGCCUCUUCACCCGCGACCUGCGACGAAAGCAGAAGAGAUGGCAGGACGGGAGACUCAAAUACCACACAUUCAACAAACGCAUCAUGGUUUAUGACGAUCGAGGCAACUUCGUUGGCGACACGCACUGGCGAGACGACUGCGAUCUUGGUGCUGGCGAAGAGGUGGAGCUGGAGCGGGGUGGUGUCAUUGUCCAAAUUUCAGACUGUGUUGGGCGACAGACUCAGGAUUUGUCCGAGCUGAUAGACAAGCCGCUUCAGGAGAAGCAGCAGCGUCAUGCUGCUGCGGCAUCUAGAACACCAGCACCCUCGCUUGUCCGCCGGCCCGAUCCUCGACUCCAACCGCCGCCCGACCAUUUCCAGCUUCGACAUCGACCCUUGAAAGAUUUAAUUGGGGCGCCAACAACUUCAAGAUCGAAAGACCAAGGAGCCAUCCAACCCGGUCGUUCCCGGCAGAACCAUCCUCCACACCUUGCCGCCUCACUUGGCCAGACAUCGCACCGGCGAAGGAAGGAAGCGUCUCAAUGCUCCGAAACCCUGGCUGAUGAGACCCCACAGGAGAAGAAUCGCCCGUGCCGCAGCGAAGAAACGGUAUAUCACCACUCUGUCGAAGAAGACAUUGACGAUGUCGGUACGACUGAUGGACCGAAGGAUGGUCCUGUCCUGCCCCAUAACGAUAAUGCCACCGGGCCAGUCGCCCCGGUACCGGCUGGCCCUCGCCUGAUCAGGCUUGGGAGGAAGAGUGUCAAGAGUAGGGAGCUCAUCGGGUUUGUCCCGAGGGAUGCCAGCGCGCCCAACGGGUCCGAGAGAUCAGCAUUGAUAGGGGCAGGUCUUGCCUCGGAGGGCUUCCCCUUGGCUCCCAGUCGAUGUAAUUUGGCCGCUGGGAAACCCACUUCGGAACCCGGUGUGGGCAUAUUGUCAAAUGACGACCAAACCAGGGCGGUGAGCCCACAGCCCGUUGUUCAUGGAAGUUGCCAUGCCGGUGAUCACCAGCCACCCCGGGCAAAACUUCUGACUCAGGAACUCGCUCGGCCAGCCUCCACAACCCCCGGCUGUUUAGACGAAGGAUCAGAUGAAUCAGGUUCGGUUCAGGGCAUCGGAAGUCCCGCUGAAGCCAAAUCUCACUCGUCGAGGCACUCGGAGCAGAAUCUUGAUCAGACACACGCUCCUGCCGUUCCCAAACCUGAUUCCAUCGACAUCUGCGAUGCAUCGGCAGCGGUGCAAGGGGCUCAGAAUCGGCCGUCGAAGUUGCCGAACCCGGCAACGCGGGGCCGUAAGGCGGCUCUGAAAGCCGAUGCGGCUGGACAGGCACCUCAGUCUUUCCUGCCUGUUGAUACGACGGUGGGCCUCGUCACUCGUUCAGGGGGGGGCAGCAGUUCGGCGACACCCGGGGCUGGAAAAAACGAGCCCGCCAGGAGAAAGAUGACAUUCCCUGGUUUCGUUUCCGUUGGUGGCGGUGGCCCCUGGAGCAGAGAAGCUCAUGACCUGCUUGCGACGGGGCGACCGGGGUGA
Messenger RNA from Phialemonium atrogriseum, 1752 nucleotides. RefSeq names its product protein ZGRF1. NCBI's taxonomy places the organism in Eukaryota, Fungi, Ascomycota, Sordariomycetes, Cephalothecales, Cephalothecaceae. Gene Ontology annotation, cellular component: site of double-strand break; nucleus. Gene Ontology annotation, biological process: double-strand break repair. The record is from RefSeq and is a predicted model, not a curated record. The transcript is spliced from 7 exons. The coding region runs from base 1 to 1752 and encodes 583 amino acids.